AUGGCAACUGCUUCGGUGACUACUCCGAAGAAGAGCCACCAUGGCCUCUUUUCCUCCAAGACUGCAGGAGGUCGAAUGCCCUUGACUCCUUCUCCUCACACGCGCCCUGCUGCUGUCACUCCGCAGGCACAGGGUAACGAAUCGCCAUUCACUCCGGUUCGUGGUUCCGAAGGAAACCGCAGCCAGUCUCAAUCAGUUUAUGGCGGAAACCUGUCCUCGCUCUUCGCCAAAUCCUCUACUUCCAAGUCCACUACCGUCAAAUCUUCCACUGCGAAGUCGUCGACUACCAAAUCUACCUCUACUGUCAAGUCUUCUGCUACAGCUAAAUCAUCUCGGUCGACCUACCGUGACUCCCCGAAAUCGAAUAUUGCACGACGGAAGUCACCGAAACACCUGGAACUGGGUGUUUCUGACUGGUCCUUGACCGGUACUGGCCCUUCGUCAGCUCAAUCUCCGGCCAAGGAGCGCUCUCGACGGGAAAUUCCUACUAGGUCUCGCACCGGCAAGACUACCGUGCGGAUUCCUCACAAUACCGGCGACCGAUUCAUUCCCAACCGGACCGCCAGUGAAGGUCUUGUUACCUCUGGUGCCGCCAAGCCUGAAGAAAGCCAGCGUCCCAAGACAAGCAGCGGAGAGGCGUCCGGAUCGAACGUUCUUGCCUCGGCUGCUAGUGCUUUUGACAUCAACGGCCGCGCGGCGGAAGACGAGUUGACCUCUGCUUUGGAGAACAUGGGUCUGGAAGACAAUGAGUCCACCAAUUACACUCGGCCAGCGCCCGACAAGGUUGCUUACGAGUCAUCCCUGGCGAGCGCCUGCGAUAUCAACUUGAACACUCGUAUUCUCGCCUUCAAGCCCCCUCCACCGGAGUCAUCGAAGCCUAUUGAUCUCCGUGCUCAGUACAACCGCCCUCUUCGUCCUGCCAAAUCAAACGCUGCUCAAUUCCGUCGUCGUGUUCAGACCGCCCCUGAGCGAGUUUUGGAUGCCCCUGGUCUUUUGGAUGAUUACUAUCUGAACCUUCUGGACUGGAGCUCUGGCAACCAAGUUGCUAUUGGUCUAGAGCGCAACGUCUACGUCUGGUCUGCCGAGUCUGGGACCGUCAACUGUCUCCUGGAGACUUCCCCUGACACUUACGUGAGCAGUGUGAAGUGGAGUGGCGAUGGUGCUUACGUUGGUGUUGGUUUGGGCACUGGUGAGGUCCAAAUCUGGGAUGUUGAGGAGGGUAGCAAACUGCGCAGCAUGCACGGUCACGACACCCGCGUCGGAGUCAUGGGUUGGUCCAAGCACACUCUAUCCACCGGUGCGCGGAGUGGCCUUGUUUUCAACCACGAUGUUCGCAUCGCCGAUCACAAAGUGGCUGAGCUUGUCUCCCACACUUCAGAGGUCUGUGGAUUGGAGUGGCGUUCAGAUGGGGCUCAACUUGCGACUGGUGGCAACGAUAACCUCGUCAACAUCUGGGAUGCUCGUUCGCUCAGUGCUCCCAAGUUCACCAAAACCAACCAUCGCGCUGCUGUCAAGGCACUGAGCUGGUGUCCCUGGCAACUCAACCUGCUGGCCACUGGUGGUGGUUCCUACGAUCGUCACAUCCACUUCUGGAACACCACAACUGGUGCCCGUACCAACAGCAUCGAUACUGGUUCACAGGUAACCAGCCUCCGGUGGAGCAACCACUACCGCGAGAUUGUUAGCUCCAGUGGUUUCCCUGACAACUCUCUGAGCAUCUGGAGCUACCCAACCCUGGUGCGCAAUGUGGAAAUCCCUGCACACGAGACCCGUGUUCUUCACAGCGCUCUGAGCCCUGAUGGCCAGAUGCUAGCUACUACGGCUGCGGACGAGAGCUUGAAGUUCUGGAAGGUCUUUGAGCGUAAGGCUGGUAGCAGUGCUGCGGCAUCUCGGGAAGGUAGCGUUGGUAGCAAGGCCCAGCUUACCAAGGCUAUGACCAUCCGCUAA
Penicillium longicatenatum is the source of this 1947-nucleotide messenger RNA. RefSeq names its product WD40 repeat domain-containing protein. The record is from RefSeq and is a predicted model, not a curated record. The coding region runs from base 1 to 1947 and encodes 648 amino acids. Gene Ontology annotation, molecular function: anaphase-promoting complex binding; protein binding; ubiquitin ligase activator activity. Gene Ontology annotation, cellular component: anaphase-promoting complex. The transcript has a single exon. Gene Ontology annotation, biological process: anaphase-promoting complex-dependent catabolic process; positive regulation of ubiquitin protein ligase activity; positive regulation of anaphase-promoting complex-dependent catabolic process. NCBI's taxonomy places the organism in Eukaryota, Fungi, Ascomycota, Eurotiomycetes, Eurotiales, Aspergillaceae.